Pelagomonas calceolata is the source of this 1370-nucleotide messenger RNA. Lineage: Eukaryota; Pelagophyceae; Pelagomonadales; Pelagomonadaceae. The record is from the annotation of a GenBank genome assembly.
CGCGUACUCGAGACUGGAGCAAGCGUACCGCACCGCUUGGCCGCAGCGGGCCAUUACAUUCGCGUCAUGCACGCCAUGCACGCUGCACGACGAUUCCUUGCUGCGCCUUCGCUGCGGCAAGCAUCAGCGCCAGUGAGUCGAGCAGCACUCCACGCCAGGGCGCAGCUCGUUGCCCGCGGCUGCACGCGGUCGCCCGCGCGCGCACUAGCCGUGCCGGCGCUGCCGCUCUGGAAUAGCGCUACGCCGUUCGCGCUUGUCGCGGGCCCCGCCGCGCGCACAGCGCCGGCGCGGCGGCCGGACGCAACUCUAUCGUUCUUUGGCGGAGCACCACUCGCGCGCCGCGCGCUGCACGCGCUGGCGACGACGCCUCGUCUCGCGCCGCCGCGACCGACGACCCUCGUCCCGGCGCGCGGCGAGUCGACGAUGAAGCGGCGCAAGAAGAUGAUGAACAAGCACAAGGUCCGGAAACGGAGACGUGCGCAACGGUUGAAGAGCUCGGCGCGGCGCGACUAAGUAUGAGCUAGCGGCCUGUAAGACACUAGGAAUGCCAGCAGCCCUGGCAAAAAGCCGAGCGCUCAGGAGCGCGGCUGUACGCAAUCACUGCGCAUCACUAGACGUGCUCAGACGCUGGAAAACCUGCCUCUCACCUGACGUUUGGAAUUUAACAGACGGGUGAGGACACCAUCUCUGAGAGGCAUUGCACCCUCGUAGGACAAUAGGAGAGCCUCUGUUGGAGCAAACACCAUGCUCGCGGCCGACAAGCUCUACCUCGAGGGCAAGUUGGCGCGCGGCGUCACGCGCUUGAAAUGGAAGGAGUUCUCGCUGCACCACCUGAACCUGACGACCGUCUCGACGCAAGCCUCGGUGCUGGCCGGGUUCGGCUUCGCGGCGCUCGUCAAGUUUCACACGCACGAGGAGACGCACGCCUUCCUGCUCUUCGGCUUUUACACGUGCACGAUGCUGCAGCUCUCGGCGAACAUCCUGUGCAUCGCGACCACGACGAUGCUGAGCGUCUGCGGCACGUCGCUGUCGAUGCGCGGCGCGGACGGGAGCAUCGUGCGGUCGGUGGACUCGAUCUACUCGCUGCGACGGCACGUCUUCGGGCUGUUCUGGCUCGGCAUCGCCGCGACGGUGUGGACGGGCAUCUUCUACUGCUGGAUCAUUUUCGACGUGGUCCACGCCCUCGUCUCGUCGUCCCUGUUGUUGCUCACGCUCGUGCUCCUGUGGCGGUGGCGCCGGCAGAUCACGGAGCUCUUCUACUUCGAGCGGGACGAGGCGACGCGGUUCUGCGACCUACGACCGCUGACGGGGCCUCGGGCCCUGCCCCGCGCGUCCUCCGCCAUCGGCUAAUCUAACUUGAAUGAUUUACG